UUAUUCCACCAGCUCAGCUCUCCCACCAUCCCACGUACACCACAGACCACACACAUCGUCACGUACACGUUCAUUUGAGGUUUCUUGUCAUGGAGGGGAAGCGGCCGCCGUGUCAUCGUCGCCGGCGGCGGAGGUCGGCGGAGAGGGCGGUGGGCAGGAAGGUGCGGGAGCUGCGGCGGCUGGUGCCGGGCGGCGCGGCGGUGCCAGCCGACCGGCUGCUCCUCCGCACCGCCGACUACAUCGUGCGGCUCCGGGCGAGGGUCGAGCUCCUCAGGGCUCUCUCCGAGCUGAUCCCCGUGACGACCCAUGGCGGCGGCCAUGCCGACGGUGAAGACGACGCCCCUCUAGCUAGCUAGCUCAGCUAGAUGCCAACGAAUGCGCGCGUACGUGUGCGUGGUACAUGUUUUUACUUUUUUUUAAGAAAUAGGUGUUACAUGUACUUACGUUCGGCCUAUACGCGCGUAUGCCUGUCAUGUAUAGAUCGAUCUAAGUUUUGUACUAUACGGGUACAUGGUUUAUAGAUUGCCUAGCUUAUAAGCAAUAAUUAUGCAGUGCCUUACGGAUAUCUCAUGUGCAUGUUUCUAUAUGUAUAUGUAUAAGCUAUAAGCAAUUUUGUUUCCUCUCUUUUUUUUAAAAAAAAUAUUUUUUGGCGAUUA
This is a messenger RNA of Phragmites australis (common reed), 656 nucleotides long. RefSeq names its product transcription factor IBH1-like. The coding region runs from base 90 to 356 and encodes 88 amino acids. The record is from RefSeq and is a predicted model, not a curated record. Lineage: Eukaryota; Viridiplantae; Streptophyta; Magnoliopsida; Poales; Poaceae. The transcript has a single exon. Gene Ontology annotation, biological process: regulation of DNA-templated transcription.